This is a messenger RNA of Salarias fasciatus (jewelled blenny), 2671 nucleotides long. RefSeq lists its product as uncharacterized. The transcript has 5 exons. The coding region runs from base 548 to 2098 and encodes 516 amino acids. The record is from RefSeq and is a predicted model, not a curated record. Lineage: Eukaryota; Metazoa; Chordata; Actinopteri; Blenniiformes; Blenniidae.
GUCUGAGUAGGUUACUUCUAAAUGCUAUUUCUCCACAUUCCGAUUAGGUUGGACACAUUGAUUAAUGGCACUUGUUCACUGUGACAACACCUCGCAGGCUAGUGAAAUUUAGCAAUGAGAAGAGAUCCGUGUUUUUCUCCGCUGAAAGGAAUUUCUUAGAUAAAUUUUGAAGUCAUGUUGGACACUGGUGCUAAACUGUCAGAAAAAGGACGUCACAGCAGAAGAAAGUUAAACAGGACAGUCAGAGCAUGGGCUAAAACACGGGUUGAGCUGUUUUUGAUGUGUAUAGUAAGAUAAGUAGAAGUGUAUGGGUGUGCAUUACUUUAUCUCCAGUCUCCUUGUUCCAGAGCCUCUUUGACCUGUAAAUAGCAAAUUCAUAGCAAAGUUGUUUUUAAGCUUAUCCAAAUUAAAGUAUGUUCUUUAUAAGUUUUUUAUCAUGUAAGAUUAAUUUGAAAAGAUGCGUUGUUAUAUAUUAUGCAUUAUAACACAUUUCAUCUUUAUUUUCCACAGGAACAAAUAAACAGCGCAAGAUAACACCGAUCUUUUUAUGAUGAUGUCCACAGCCAACAAAUUCUUGCUUCGUGUUUACCUUUCUACGGAUGUUGCUGUGAAAGUAACCCUGUCUGAAAGGCCAAAAUCUGUGGAGGAGCUCAUAAACAUUCUGAGAGAGAAAGUCAAGGAAAAACUGGACUUUGAGUUUACUCUACAGUACGAGGAUCCUGAUUUUGAUGGACAGCUCAGCUGUCUGGUUGAUAUUAAAGAGCUACCAGAAAAGGGCACAUUGAGAGUUGUGAGGUCAGAAAGUGACGCCAGCUCCUGUGCAAGUUCUGACACAGACAUCCUUCCUCAUGUGCCUGUAAGCAACCGCCAAAAGACCUGGCCUGAUGUUUUCCCUGUGCCUACCUUUUCCUACGAAGUGGAACAUGUCCUUGCAGAGGGAAAUGAUGUAUUCCAGAGAUCUGGAAAGACUGUGAAAUUAAACAGGGCCCAGAAGCACAACAUACUGGAGACAAUGGCUGCGGCAAUGCAUGCCUACAAAGCCUAUCCUAGUGACAGAGAUGUUGGUGCAGCAGCUGAAGCUCUUGUCAGAACACAUCCUUGUCUAAAAGAACUUGGAAGUGUAAGUGGAUGGUACGGCUGGAAGGUGAGCCUGAAGUUUAAGAUGGGAAAUUACUGCACGAAGUUAGCCAGAUCUGGAUGCUUGGAAGUUUCCAUCAACUCAGGAAAAAGAAGCAGGAACAACCCUGAUAAAGAGAGUCCCCACUCCAACAUAAAAAGAGCUCGGCGAGCUGAAGUAAACUUCCUUCCAGACUUUCCCCGUGGAGAAAACCAGGCUAGUCUGGAAGAAAUGAGACUGCAGAUUGUGCAAGAAGUGGCAAAGAGUGAGAAGAACAAAGUCUUCAUUGAAAAGCUGAUGCAGACAACCUUUGCCCUUCGUCGUCAGGAGAUUGUCCAGGAAAAUCCACCAGUGAAAGACAUUUUGGAGAGAUGGCCAGCCCUUCAGAUGGAAACUCAGGUUUAUGCUGAAUUCCACCGAAUCACAAACAUAAACCUUCGAAACCAGUUCUACUCAGAGCUUGACCGGCACAUACCACGACUUCUGGCAAUAUACAGACAGAAAGCAGCACGCACUGGCAAGGUCUCUGAAGCACUGCGCAACAUCUUUAAGCUGUAUGAUCAGCAAAUACAGGAUAUUGACAUCAAGCGCACCACAGCUCUUUGGGCCCUUUCAGCUUACCUGUGUGAAGAUGACCCAGAUUUCUACAAAACCUGGAAUGCUGAGGAGAAGGACGAGCCAGACAUCACAGACACUCCUGUUGCCCUCGUCAUGAUCGUCAAUGACAGCACCUCAGAAAUGGUCCCCUUCGCUCCUGACAGCUUCUCCAUUGUGGUGGAAGACAGCAUGAUGAUGGGAAGUAUCCCCACAUUCUCACAUGCAUUUACACUGGUAUUUGGGUUGAUGUAUGUACUGCAUUUGGCCUACCCCUGCAAACUCACCAGCACUUUUACAUUUAUCCAAAAAGUGGUGAUGGGUCUUGAUGAUGGCAAACCACUAAAACCCCGUCUACUUGCUCUGAAAAAUGACCUGCUCCAGUAAGUGUUGACAUCAUUGCAAGGUGCUAGUAGGAGAACUACAGCUCUGCAGCUUUUUUUUUCUUUUAAGAGUUGUAAAAAGCAGAAAAAGAACUUGACAGCAGGUGGUUUCUGUUGUAUCAAGUGUUGCCUCAGGUAAAUAUGUUUGCACUUUUUUUUUACAGCACAGUUGUGUUGCUGUUGCAAAGAGUUUAAAAUCACAAUGACUUAAGUAUUACCAUGGCUGUCCUUAUUUUAGAAGACUUGAUUUUCAGGUUGUUUUUUUUUUAUUGAUUUUGUUACAUUUUUCAUUCUAUUAGAAGUUUGUUGUAACAUUAUUUGAAAAUGUACACAUUUUGGGAAUAUCCCUUUCAGAACAUUAGCUUUGUUACAUUUUUGUGAAUCACUUCAAAAACUCACUGUUUUCUUAUGGUGUUCAGAGAUAUUUGCACAGUCUCCCACAAAAGUUGACAGACAUGUUAAUGUCCAUUAAGAAUGUAGGUAUUCAGCAACAGUUUGUCUUCCUGUGGGUUUUAAGAACACUGUUAAUGCUGUUGAACUAUUCACACUGAUUGCAGGUUUUAAUGAAAGAGUUGAA